This is a messenger RNA of Juglans microcarpa x Juglans regia, 1036 nucleotides long. Its product is annotated as protein COFACTOR ASSEMBLY OF COMPLEX C SUBUNIT B CCB1, chloroplastic. The coding region runs from base 144 to 944 and encodes 266 amino acids. The record is from RefSeq and is a predicted model, not a curated record. The transcript is spliced from 4 exons. Lineage: Eukaryota; Viridiplantae; Streptophyta; Magnoliopsida; Fagales; Juglandaceae.
AGGCCACUGCUGAAAUGGGCUGAAAUGUCAUCUUUUCUAUAUCUGGAGUCUGGACCAUUCAAUUCAAUCCGCUGACUAUCCCCGACUCGGUAGUUAUCCGAUCUCAGCACGGAAACUUGAUUCAUUUUCUCUCGGCCAGACUAAUGGCAGCUAAGACGCUAUUCCCACAUCCCCACCCUCUGACGCCUCUCUCUCUCCCUUUCUCCAUUUCCAAGUCCCACCAUAAACCAUGGCCCGGACGGGCUCCGAACCCCACAAGGCCCAGAAGUCUGGCGGUGUGUGCCUCCCACUCCAUCCAAGACCAUGUCUUAUCCUCCGCUGUUCUUGUGGAACAGCUUCACCACCAUAGCCCCUCCUCGCUCAUAUUACUUUCAGAGAGCAUGGGUUAUUCUUCGGCUAGCUACUAUACUUCAUUGGGUCUAUUUGUCAUCUCAGUUCCUGGCCUCUGGUCCCUUAUCAAGCGAUCUGUGAAGUCCAAGAUUGUGCAGAAGACAUUUAUAGGGGAAGGAGAAUGGAGAAAGGCACCUAAUCAGGUGGCAGGAGAAAUCCUAUCUUUCUUUACCCGUAACAAUUUUGCGGUGACCGAGAGAGGAGAGACCGUAACUUUUGAAGGCAUGAUGGUACCAAGCCGAGGCCAAGCAGCCUUGCUCACUUUCUGCACCUGCAUCAGCCUGGCAAGCGUGGCCCUUGUUCUUACAAUAACCGUACCAGAUUUUGGCAAUAAUUGGUUCUGGCUUACGAUCCUAAGUCCAUUUGCAGGAGCUUAUUACUGGAAACGAGCAUCAAGAAAGGAGCAGAUCAAGGUUAAAAUGAUGGUUGCAGAUGAUGGGACCCUUUCCGAGAUCAUCGUUCAAGGGGAUGACCAGCAAGUAGAGCAAAUGAGAAAAGAGCUUCUGCUCAGUGAAAAGGGCAUGGUGUAUGUCAAGGGAAUCUUCGAGAGAUGACCAAGAUUCUUUUUGUGAAAAAAUACAUACCUGUGUGUGUACACACACUUAUAUAUAUGCAUUCAUCCGAACUACCAUCGAAAUUUGACGUU